Eublepharis macularius is the source of this 2658-nucleotide messenger RNA. RefSeq names its product leucine rich repeat containing 4B (gene LRRC4B). Gene Ontology annotation, cellular component: plasma membrane. The record is from RefSeq and is a predicted model, not a curated record. The transcript has a single exon. NCBI's taxonomy places the organism in Eukaryota, Metazoa, Chordata, Lepidosauria, Squamata, Eublepharidae. Gene Ontology annotation, molecular function: protein binding. The coding region runs from base 1 to 1944 and encodes 647 amino acids.
AUGGCCACCCACCGCUGCACACGGAAGCCUUUGCUGGCACCCGAAGUCUCUAGAAUGGUUUGGAAGCAUCUGGUCCUCUUCUUCCUUUGGCUACCGUCGCUCGUCUGGGGUGGAGCCUCCCCCACCUCUUGCCCGGCAGCCUGUUCCUGCAGCAACCAAGCCAGCCGGGUCAUCUGUACGCGGCGGGAGUUGGUGGAGGUGCCUGAGAGCAUUUCUAUCAACACGCGGUACCUCAACCUGCAGGAGAACAACAUCCAGGUUAUAAAGACUGACACUUUCAAGCACCUUCGCCAUCUUGAGAUUUUGCAGCUCAGCAAGAACCUUAUCCGUAAGAUUGAGGUAGGAGCCUUCAAUGGUUUGCCCAACCUCAACACACUGGAGCUCUUUGACAACCGGCUGACCACCGUUCCCACUCAGGCCUUUGAAUAUCUCUCCAAAUUGAGGGAGCUGUGGCUGAGGAACAACCCCAUCGAAAGCAUCCCUUCCUAUGCCUUCAACCGAGUCCCUUCCUUGCGCCGUCUGGACCUUGGAGAACUCAAGAAGCUGGAGUACAUCUCAGAGGCAGCUUUUGAAGGCUUGGUCAAUUUGCGCUACCUGAACCUGGGCAUGUGCAACCUUAAGGACAUCCCAAACUUGACAGCCUUAGUAAGGCUGGAGGAACUAGAGCUAUCUGGGAAUCGCCUGGAUAUGAUCAGGCCAGGUUCCUUCCAAGGGCUGACCAGCCUGCGCAAGUUGUGGUUGAUGCAUGCUCAGGUGGCCACUAUUGAACGCAAUGCCUUCGAUGACCUCAAGUCCUUGGAAGAGCUCAACCUCUCUCACAAUAACUUGAUGUCCUUACCACAUGAUCUCUUCACUCCCUUGCAUCGCCUGGAGCGGGUCCAUCUCAAUCACAACCCUUGGCACUGCAAUUGUGAUGUGUUGUGGCUCAGUUGGUGGCUGAAGGAGACAGUGCCCAAUAACACCACCUGCUGCGCCCGCUGCCAUGCUCCACCAAACCUCAAAGGGCGGUAUAUCGGAGAACUGGAUCAAAGCCAUUUCACCUGCUAUGCCCCUGUUAUAGUAGAGCCUCCUACUGACCUUAAUGUAACAGAGGGGAUGGCGGCUGAGCUGAAAUGCCGGACAGGGACUUCCAUGACUUCGGUCAAUUGGCUGACACCCAAUGGAACGCUGAUGACACAUGGUUCCUACCGAGUGCGCAUCUCAGUCCUCCACGAUGGCACACUCAACUUCACCAAUGUGACCGUCCAGGAUACAGGGCAGUACACCUGCAUGGUGACCAAUUCAGCUGGCAACACCACUGCUUCGGCCACACUCAAUGUCUCAGCUGUAGACCCAGCCACCACAGGUUACACCUACUUCACAACAGUGACUGUGGAGACCAUGGACCCUGGUCAAGAUGAAGCAACCCCUGCUAAGAAAGAUCCUGGUCCAACACCAUCCCAAGGCUGGGGCAUGACUUAUUCCACCACCUCGCUGACACCACGCAGCACCCGUAGCACUGAAAAGCCGUUCACCAUCCCAAUCACUGACGUAACAGAGAAUGGCAUGAAGGACCUGGAUGAUGUCAUGAAAACCACCAAGAUCAUCAUUGGCUGCUUUGUGGCCAUCACCUUCAUGGCCGCCGUCAUGCUCAUUGUCUUCUACAAGCUCCGCAAACAGCACCAGCUUCACAAGCACCAUGGGCCCACGCGCACCAUCGAGAUCAUCAAUGUAGAAGAUGAGUUGCCUGCCGCGGCUGGGGGCCCUGGCGACAGCCACCUGGCACUCCCUGCAAUCGAGCAUGAUCAUCUCAACCAUUAUGCUGCUUUCAAGGCGCACUACAAUAACAACAGUGGCGGCGGACCCCUCACUUGCGGCUCCAAGAACCCCAUGCUUAAUUCCAUCCAUGAACCUCUCUUGUUCAAGAGCAGCUCUAAAGAGAACGUCCAAGAGACACAAAUAUGACGGCCAACAGACCCAGGCAACAGGGGGUAGUUGCGUGGUGGGAGGGUGGCAGUGUAUUCGUACGUGUAGUGGGGGAAAUGUUGAGGAACAGCUCCUCCUCCCCACAAAAAAGACACAGGUCUUUCCACCUCCGUGGCAGAUCUUGGAUGCUAAGCCCCCUAGCGGACACCAGUCCUCACCAACUUAGCCUUUUGUGUUCUCUUAUUUUGUUUUGUUUUGUUCACAGAACAAGGUACUACUUUCACCCUCACUUGACCUUCUUUCUUUUUCUUUCCCCUCUUUUUUUUUCUACCGUUCUCCCUUUACAUUGGAGACUUUUUUUAUACAGAUGGGGCUGUUUCUGUAUCCAACUACCUGCUGUAUUACUUUUAAAAAAAGAAAGAAGAAAAACAACGAAACAGAACAAAUAAGGAAGGAAGGAUCACUUGGAUUUGUUUUCUUUUGGCAUCAUGGGAAUAAACUUUAGGAAGAAAAAAGAAACCCAAACGAAAAGGGAGAGAGGGGGAAAAAAUCUUAUUUUGAGCCGCUUUCCGUCAAAAUUCUAUUUUCAUCCAAAUGGGAUAUACAAAAUAAAUUAAUUAAAUAAAGGGACGGAAGGUCAUGGUGGUGCCAGCCCCCCCUUUGGAGCACGUGGGGAUGCCAGGCGCACAGGGUUCGGGGGAAUUUUUUAUGACUAGUAUUAUUACUAUGGGAUGGCAGGCAUGGCCGGUGUGC